Euleptes europaea (tarantolino) is the source of this 4386-nucleotide messenger RNA. It is a transcript of the gene CRACD, whose product is annotated as capping protein inhibiting regulator of actin dynamics. The record is from RefSeq and is a predicted model, not a curated record. Gene Ontology annotation, biological process: negative regulation of barbed-end actin filament capping; maintenance of gastrointestinal epithelium. Bases 22 to 4326 code for a protein of 1434 amino acids. The transcript is spliced from 10 exons. Lineage: Eukaryota; Metazoa; Chordata; Lepidosauria; Squamata; Sphaerodactylidae.
UCUCCUCUGGAAUAUUUAAGAAUGAUCAAUUUGCUUAAGAAACCUUACAAGAAAAAGUCAAACAAAUUCCAGCCUUUUAAGAAGUUUUUCGGUCGGCGGAAAAAACGGGAGGCGACGCCGGAUUGCGAGGAUGCCAAGCUGAAACCCAGCCAUUCCUUUGGAAAUGUCUGCAAUGGCAUGCUCUCUUCCGAUGAAGAGACCAACGAUGGCUUGAGGUCUUCCAGUUAUAGUAUGGGAACACGGGCCUUUUCCCAUGACAGCAUUUUCAUACCUGAUGGGCGAGCAGAGAGUGAAGAGUCUGUUCAAGCAAUGUCCCAGGACAACAUCCUAGGCAAAGUCAAAACCCUUCAGCAACAGUUGGCCAAGAAUAUAAAAUUUGGCCAACCCCAGCAAAUGACUGUUUCAGUGAAGACGAUUGGGGAGUCAAACGCGAGUUUGGAAGCGGAUGUGUUACUGAGCAGCCCCAUGGAGACUGAGACGCAGCAGGACUCGGCCCUUUUGGAGAACUAUAAUAAAUCAGGUGGCACGCCGGACGCGUUAAGCCCAGAAAGUUUGCGUGGAACAAGGCAUGAAGUGGAAGAGAAGAUUACUCCAGUCAAGUCGUCUCGGCCAAAAAGACAUCACUCUCCUUCCGGCACGAUUGAAACAGUCAAUCUCGAUGCAAUCCCUCCGGUGAUUGCCCGUCUGGACAACAGCGCAGCAAAGCACAAACUUGCGAUUAAGCCAAAAAACCAGAGGGUGUCAAAGAAGCACAGAAGGCUACUAAAGGAGCCACAAAGCACGACGGAGUUUGAACAAGAAAUCGCAGAAACUCAAAGGUAUGAAGACAAAGUCUUAAAACACAAUGGCCAUCAUGUUGCAGACAAGCCGAUCCAGGAUGCAGAAGGCCGAGAGCAGAAAGAAGAAAAAAGGAAGCAUGAAGAUUAUUGGCAAAACCUUGAGCCUGAGCAGAAAGUACAGAUGGCUGAAGCAGAAGUAAAACACCAUCUGGACCACAAAAGACUUCAAGAGAGCCAAAGGGAAGAAGAAGGGAAAAAACAAAAGCUCCAAGAGGAAGAGCAGUUUUUUAAAACGGAGGAGAGAAAGGGACCAGAAGAGAAAAGGCAUGAAGAACAGGAAUGCAGUUGCAAAGGACUGGGAGAGCAGAGGGUGGAUGAGGGGCUUUGGGAUUGGCCAGAACAAAUGCAACAGGAAGAACAAAAGCAUCAGGAAACAAAGGAACAAAAGCCACAGGAAGGACAAAAGCCAUCGAAAGGACAAAGGCUCUGUGAACUGGAGGUACAAAGGCAACCCGAAGAACCAAGGCAUCAGAAAUGGGAAGAACAAAUGCCAUGGGAAGAACAAAGAUGCCACAAGCUAGAUGAACAAAGGCAUCAGGAGCUGGCAGGACAGGAAAUGGAGGGACCAAAAGGAAAAGAAGAAAAUGGUAGUCAAGAUUUAGAGGAGAAAAGCCAGCAUGAAAAGCUGUUACAGCAAGACUGGAGAAACAAGAGACCAGGUCAGGAGAAGCAGACACAAAAACGAGGGCAUCAGGAACUGAAGAGGCAGAGACAACGAGAACUAGAAGAACAAGUGCACGAGACUGGCAAGUGGGAUGCCCCAAACCCACAAGUACUGCAAAUGCAAAAGAGAGAAACAGGACCGAGACGACAACAAGAAGACAAAAACUUAAAUGUAGAAGACGAUGAGAAAUUGCAAGGGAAAGGAGCAGCUGUGAAGUCAGAGGAGCAAAAGAGGGCCGAAGAACCACUGCGGCGUCUGGAGCAGGAAAGAAAAGGCAAUGAUGAAGAAACCCAGCAAGAAGUAGAGAAGAAUAUGAAGCCAGCAGGGCAUGGGAAAGGUGAAUGGACACAAUUAAAGCAGCCUCCAGCCGAAAAGAAGGUCCAACAGGAAGAUAUGGUAGAGAAGAAAGCAGCACACCUACCAGAAGGACAGAAAAGUCCUAGUUUGAAAGUACACCAGCCACCAGUAAACCCAAAAGAACGUGACAAAUCUUUCCAGUUGCCACUGGACAAACAAGUGCAUACAGAAGAGAAACCUUUAGAAACUGUAGAGCUUCCUGUUCAAGAAGAACGAAGCCCACAAAAGGUAAAGCAGCCAGACAGAGAGCCGAAGGAAGACGAAACGCUAAGACGCAGUCAGAGAAGUAACAUCGAUGCUCAGGAACAAGAAAGGAUCCUAGGAGAAGAGCUACGCUGGCAGGAAGUUGAUGCACGGCAAAAUAUGCCCAGGGGGUUCACCUUUCAAGUUUCUUCUGGAGAAAAACAAAUCAUAUUUCAAAAAGUGAAUCUGAGCCCAGUCACUCCUAUGAAAGAGGCACCGGCUCCUUCCUCCUCAAAGGAACCAAAGGCUCCUCAGCCUAGUAUGGGUGAUCAUGCUCUUCCGUCCUCUUUGGGCAUCCCACAUACGGCAAUUUUGGUCACCGGAGCGCAGCUCUGCGGCACAGCAGUCAAUCUGAAUCAGAUCAAAGAUACCGCCUGUAAAUCUUUCCUUGGUUUAACAGAAGAAAGAAAAACUAUGGAUGCAGCGUUGACAGAAGAUACGCCGAGACUGUCGCCUGACGCCAAGCUUAGCAUCAAAAUGAAGGCGGUGCAGGAUCCAUUGAACAACGAAGCCAUACUGGCUGAGUGGGCGACCAUUCGAUCCAAAAUCCUAAAAAGCGCAGAAGCUGGAAAAGGGAAUGAGAAAGACAGAGGAGGCCUCAGUAGGCACAGUGAUGACUGGACACCUAAAGGGCGAGGGGCUUCUCAUAGUAAUUUACGAAAAACCUUGUCUGCAAACGCAAAGUUUUCUAUAACUCCCGCAUGGCAGAAAUUUCCAGAAAUCACAAAGACUAAUGUAGAUUCAGAAAGUAAACUUGGCCCUCAGGCUGAAAACGCGGCAAAACAUUCGAGUCCAUUCACAGAUGUAAGCCAAGAGGCAGUUCAUAAAGAGGGAUUGCUGUCUAAAUUUAACACACUUGGAAUAUCUAUAGGGAAAAUCGAAGUAUACCAUGAAACGGCAGAUCGCACAGAGGGCUGUAAGUUUGCCAAAGAUCUGCCAUCCUUUCUCGUCCCAGGCAUCCCUCAUUCUCUAGAGAAAGAAACGCCUCAGUCAGAAACUGCUGAAUCUCUACAAAAUGUUGGUAUGAGGAAAGUGGACAGAGGGUCACCAAACGGAGAAGAGAACGUUUCUCCGUUUGGAGUGAAAUUGCGGAGGACAAACUAUUCUGUGCAUUUUAACUAUGAUCAGCAGGCAGAACAGAAGAAGAAGAAGAGAUACAGCGCAGGAGACAGUUUUGAUGGUGUGCCUACCCCGCUAGUUACCCCGGACAAUGAAAAAGAUGCAAAUAAUAUCUUUUUGAAAGAAAGCAAAUCCCCCAGCCAAGAGAAAAAGGAGACGGUUGUUCAUUCUGCAAAGGACAUGCCAACCAACAUUAAUCAAAAUUAUACCACAGCUGCCCCAGUGUGUCCAUCAGCUAGCAGUCAGGGGUCUGCUCCUAGUCAAGAGAAACCUGUCUGUAAAUCCCCACUCCCACAAAAGCCAGCAUUAGCUCCAAAGCCCACCAGCCAAACCCCACCCUCGUCCCCUCUCUCAAAAAUGCGCCGAUCUCACUUAACCGAGUCGGUUGUGCUAAGGGUGGCUAAAACGGAACCUGAUGCCUGUUGGAGAAGAGCAGAGGUGAAAGGGAGCUCUCUGCUUUCACAAGGUCACGAUGAACGCAAGAACGAAGAGGAGGAGUCUAGGGAGAAGAAGUCGUUUUUCCCAUCCAUUACCAUGCCUUGGAGAGAAAAAACAGAGAAAAAGCCAGAGCCGCUGAAAAGAGAAAGGCCUGUUCUACAGAGCAGGCAUUCCAUAGAUGGCUCCAAGGUGAUGGACAAAGUGGAAUCAGCCCAGCCCCUGUGGAUUACGCUAGCCCUGCAAAAGCAGAAGGGUUUUCGAGAGCAGCAAGCCACGAGGGAGGAAAGGCGGCAAGCCAGGGAAGCCAAGCAAGCUGAGAAACUGGCGAAAGAAAAUGCCAGUAUAAACAAUCAGCCGGAUAAUAAAAGCAGCAGUAUCAGCAGAAUAAGUUCAUUGCCGAAGUCCACACCCCAGGAAGAGGAGAAGAAAAUCGAAACUGCCAUGUCAAGGCUUGAACGUCGAGAACAGCUGAAAAAAUCGAACACUCUUCCAACAUCUGUGACAGUGGAGAUCUCAGAUUCUGUUCCCUCGUCACCCUUGGCAAAAGAAGUUGCAAAGAGAUUCUCUACCCCUGAUGUUAAUCCUGUGUCAACAGAACCUGCCUGGCUGGCUUUAGCCAAGAGGAAAGCGAAAGCUUGGAGUGACUGUCCACAAAUCAUUAAGUAAAUGAUGCUGUUUUUGCUGUUUACUGUCAUUUAUUAAUUGCUCUCGAGUUUUUAUUAGUCU